Molecule: messenger RNA, 370 nt
Organism: Aspergillus campestris IBT 28561
Lineage: Eukaryota; Fungi; Ascomycota; Eurotiomycetes; Eurotiales; Aspergillaceae
Exons: 1
Coding region: 77-286 (69 amino acids)
Source: RefSeq, a predicted model, not a curated record
UCUCCGUCAAAGCAUCGUUUAUGGCCGCGUCUAGACGUUUAUCGUCGGAUACCAACUGCGCCAAGCCACUUGGUGUAUGCGUCGCCGCGAGAUUGAUUUUCGGGAAGGUUGGAGGGCGUGUUGGCCGUCCGGCUCCUCAUUCUGUGGUCAUGUCAGCAUCAUGGGAGGGUGUAUCUCACAGAUCAUCCUCCCGUCCAGGUUGUAUUCCAUAACGAACUGCAGGGUGGGGACAUACACCAGCGUCAAUAAACCCUCAUCUGUUCACUCAACAAUACAAUUAAUAUAACUAAAGACACCUGAUCAUCUCUGAAAUUUCCCCGCAUUUCCAGAACCAAACUAGUCAUUAAACCAAUCCCAACGCGUGUCUAAU